Molecule: messenger RNA, 837 nt
Organism: Acaulospora morrowiae
Lineage: Eukaryota; Fungi; Glomeromycota; Glomeromycetes; Diversisporales; Acaulosporaceae
Source: the annotation of a GenBank genome assembly
AUGAAGGUGGUGGCAUUAAUAAGUGGUGGUAAAGAUAGUUGCUUUAAUAUGCUACACUGCAUAGCAAAUAAUCAUCAAAUUAUCGCUUUGGCUAAUUUGAGACCAAGCGCGAGUUCGGACAAAGAUGAACUUGAUAGUUUUAUGUAUCAGACAGUUGGCCAUGACGCGAUUGAAUAUUAUUCAGAAUGCAUGAAUUUGCCUUUGUAUCGACGCGAAAUUUUUGGUAGUCCUUUAAUUCAAGAUUAUGAUUACCGAGAGACUCCGGGCGAUGAAACCGAAGAUUUGUUUUUAUUAUUGAAGCAAGUUAAGGAAAGUCAUCCAGAAAUCGAAGGAGUCUCUGCUGGUGCUAUAUUAUCAAAUUAUCAACGUGUUCGCGUGGAAAAUGUCUGCAAUCGCCUUGGACUCAUGUCUCUUGCCUACCUUUGGCGAAGAGAUCAAAAAGAGUUAUUGAGUGAGAUGAUAAGUUCUGGAAUUAAUGCUAUAUUGAUUAAAGUAGCUGCUAUUGGUCUAAAACCGACACAUUUAGGAAAAUCCAUUGAGGAGAUGUACUCGCAUUUGUGCAAUUUGAACGAAAAAUAUGAUGUUCACAUCUGUGGUGAAGGUGGUGAAUAUGAAACGUUCACGUUGGAUUGUCCAUUAUUUGUUAAGAAGAUUAUCGUACAUGAUGUCGAAACGGUGCUCCAUUCUGAUAAUGCUGUUGCAACGGUUGCAUACCUCCGGUUUAAGAUGUUGACUUUAGAAGAUAAGCCUGUAAGCACUAUUGCGACAACUCCGAUAAUUAAAAUACCAUCGUGGCAGGAUGAUAUUAACGAAUUUAUGAGUGCAACGCAAGGUUGG